This is a messenger RNA of Blumeria graminis f. sp. triticale, 3930 nucleotides long. Lineage: Eukaryota; Fungi; Ascomycota; Leotiomycetes; Helotiales; Erysiphaceae. The record is from the annotation of a GenBank genome assembly.
AUGGCUCAACGCAUACUUCAUUGCCGCAAACGAAGGAGACAGGACAAAGCGGCCUUAAGGGCUCGAUUAGUCUUGGAUGAUCAUAUUAAUGAUAACAUCGGCUUACUUUCCGAGGAUUUAUUCACAGAAUUGUUCCAACAGAACAUACCUGAUAGUGAAAACUAUGUGAAAAAAGAUAUCCUUGAACCUUUUUAUGUUGCCAUAAGCUCGAGUGGAUCAUCUACUGCAAUAGAAGAUGCCUCAUGGUGCAUCGUUCCUAUAAUACCCUCCAAAAAUACGAUUAAUUCAUCGGUAAAAUUCUCGUCCAACUCAACUGCCCUUCAAAGCAUUGCAAAGACAUUUCACAAGCUCGCACCAUCGAAUUUAUCAGGCUAUGGAAGAAACGGAAUUGAGGUUAGGAUUAUCGAUGCGAUUCCUCUGACUUUGGACAGGGUUUAUGUCUCUAUCGAGAGAGAUUCCACUAAAAGACUCGAGAACGGUGAAGGUACUUUCUACGACGGCCAUUCACGAAUAAAUUCUACCUCAGAGCCGCUAUUGGAUUCUAUCAGAAGAGCCUUGGGCACCUUGACAAUUGUUCACACUGGAGAUUUGUUUGCCCUUCCUCUGCAGCCUCACCCAAUUACACACGUGUUCCCGCCUCCAGCGAAAGUAAAUUAUUGCGAACCGGUCGGACAGGGACUCCUGUCUCCACACACCAAAAUAAUCCUCUCACAGUCCGGAUCUCGGAAUAAAAGCAGUUAUUUUACUAAUUCAGUACUCAUACCACCAAUACCAGGUAGAAUUAUCGAAGAGGACGAAGAUACAUCAAAUGACCAGUUCUUCUCAGCAGCGGAAGACUGUAACAAAUCUGACAUUGGAGUCGAACCUAGCUCUGGCCUAGAUACCGAAACAGAGGUAUCAAGCACAGAAAAUGAUGAUUUCUCAGAUGAUUCAAUUGAAAAUAUGAUCUCAUUACAAGUUCCACUUAUUUCGACACAAAGUACCAGUGGACUAUCGACGGUGCAACCAGGGACGCCUCGCACUGUAAUAUUUGGAGGAAAUCCUGAUGGUCUUAACACUCCCGGAACUAUUGUAUCAACAUUUACCUCCAACACAGUUAGAGGAUAUAAUUCCAAAGGGGUGUUAUUCAAGACGCAAGCCUUGAUGAGACCUGUUGAAGAAGAGUUAAUACACCCAAAACCUCUGGUUGAUGAUGACGAAGAGGCAAGGAUAUUUGUUGAGAUUCGUUCAUUGCCUAAAAUAGGAUGCUUCUCUGGCGAUUGGGUGCGAGUUGAGUUGGUAACAGAAGCUGAGGUUUCAGCACAAAGAACUAAUCUUUAUUCGACAGAAAUGAACAAGAUAUGUGGAAAUGAAGUUGCACAAUGGCGACCCGUCAAGGUAUUUGGAUUGCCCGAGAAAUAUUCGCGCCGUCCGGCAUCUAAAAUAUCAAAUAUGCGGCAGGGUUGUAGAAGAACGUCCUUCUUCCAGUCACAGGCUCAAAUAACUUCUAGUCCAACUGUUUACCUCUCGCCAAUUCUUUUGGCAAACAUGUCUCAUAUUUCACAUUGUAGAAUAUCUUCUCUCAAACAGAACCUUCAGCUUGGUAGAAACUCGAUGCCAAAAAUAACAGGCACAUCUAGACCACCUUUUGUACGGGACUUAGCUCUCGUCAAAAUAUCAACCCCAUUUUCUACUGAGCGCCCUCUUCAAAACGUACAGUUUAUAGGUCUUCAGCGAUAUUUUGCGAAUAAGACUCGAAUUGUAAAGCAAGGUGAUAUUGUUGCCAUCGGCAUCGAUGAAACCCUUGGUCGAACAUUAUACCAACCCGGUACAAAUGAUGAUGUAGAGAAUGAUGACAUCCUGAGGUGUUAUAAUUACGACGAUACAAGACCAAACAAACUCGGUAGACCUACCGGUGUAGCGUGGUUUAGAAUUAACUAUGUUGGGAACGCCAGGGAAGCUGACGAAACAAGAAAUGAUGAUAGUAUCUGGGGUGGAAUCGCCUCAGUUGAUGCAUCUUCCACUCGUAUCUCACAAUUAGGAAGUGAGAACUGUCGAUUACCAGGAAGUCUGGAGAAUCCAUGGGAAUAUUACCUUGGUUUAAAAAACCUUACUUCUUCUCAAAAUAAUUUUAUUUCUGUUCCAAAAUUAAGAGACUCACCUGCCUCAGCCUUACAGCGUCGCUUACGAGAACUUAUAGCUGCUGCUAUGAGCCCUUACACCAUGCAUUUGCAGGCAAGCCCUCUCGCUAUUCUUCUCGUCUCGACCCAAAGAAAUAUUGGAAAAUCUACUCUCGCCCAACGUGCCUUUGCAGAUAUGGGUCUCCAUUGCUUUAUUAUUAAUGCGUACGAAAUAUUAAGUGAGGGUGACGCUAGUAACGAUAUUAAAACGGCUGGUUUACUUGAAGCACGGGCGGAGAGAGCUAUGGCAUGUGGCUCCAGCUAUUGUGGAUUAUUAAUUCGCCAUAUAGAGGCAUUUUCGGCCGACCGAAUGAUUUCAAGCCUCCAGACAAUAGUUGAGGGCGUCCGGAUUCUAAUCGCCACGACUACUGAAGUCGAAAAAAUACCCGACAUGAUGCGUGGACUAUUUACUCAUGAAAUAGAAAUGAUAGCCCCCGAUGAGUUAGAGCGCGAGAAUAUUCUACAGGAUAUUACUGAAAGUCAGACAGUUCCACUAGCGCCAGAUGUUGAUCUCAGAUCCAUUGCGGUGAAAACUGCAGCUCUAGUUGCUGGAGACCUAGUCGACCUUGUCGAUCGUGCUAUUGUUGCACGAUUGGAAAGAUUGGAAAAGCUAGUGUCGGAUUUCAGCAGUAGUAGUUAUAGUAUUACCAUUCGAGAUAUAAUCGUUGCUGGCGGCAGUUUUGGGCGGUGUCUUAUCCGAGAAGAUUUUAAUGUCGCAGUGGAUGCUGCCCGCAAGAAUUUUGCAGACGCUAUUGGCGCUCCAAAAAUCCCAAAUGUAAGUUGGAAUGAUGUAGGCGGAUUGACUCACGUCAAGGAUGCUGUUAUGGAAACAAUUCAGCUGCCACUAGAACGACCAGAAUUGUUUGAGAAAGGAAUGAAGAAAAGAUCUGGUAUUUUAUUCUACGGGCCACCUGGAACUGGGAAAACACUUCUCGCCAAAGCUAUUGCCACCGAAUUCAGUCUUAACUUUUUCAGUGUCAAAGGGCCUGAGCUUCUCAACAUGUAUAUUGGAGAGUCUGAAGCAAACGUGCGUCGUGUUUUUCAACGAGCGCGAGAUGCUCGUCCUUGCGUUGUUUUCUUCGAUGAGCUAGACUCCGUUGCACCGAAGCGUGGUAAUCAAGGUGAUAGUGGAGGUGUGAUGGACCGAAUUGUUUCUCAGCUUCUGGCUGAGCUUGAUGGUAUGUCGGAUGGUGACGAUAGUGGAGGUGGUGUAUUUGUGAUCGGCGCGACUAAUCGUCCUGACCUACUUGACGGAGCCUUACUACGACCUGGGCGAUUUGAUAAAAUGCUAUAUCUCGGUGUCAGCGAUACACAUGAGAAGCAGCUAACUAUCAUCGAAGCACUAACACGAAAAUUCACUCUCCACCCCACUCUCUCCCUUCAAAAUAUCGUCACAAAUCUCCCUUUCACUUAUACGGGCGCCGACUUCUAUGCCUUGUGCUCGGAUGCCAUGCUCAAGGCUGUCAUGCGCCAAUCGUCUCUCGUCGAUGCCAAAAUUUCGGAAAUAAAUCGCAUUCAGGCAUCCUCUGGACUACCUAAAAUAUCUACAGCCUACUUUUUUGACCACUACGCUAAAAGCGAAGACAUUUCUGUCAUGGUAACAGAAGGAGAUUUCUGGGCUGCGCAGAAAGAACUAAUCCCCAGCGUGAGCAUAAAAGAACUCGAGAAUUAUGAGCGAGUUCGUGCUCGCUUCGAAAAGGUCGAGAAAAAGGUAGGCUCCGCUACACCGGAUAAAAAGGGAAAAGGCAAAGAAAUUAUCUCAGAGGUAUAG